AUGGAGGCUCAGGAAAACAACAAAAGAUUUCAGCUAGGAAACCUAUUCAAUGUUAAGGAUAAAGUCGCCCUAAUCUCCGGUGGUGGCUCGGGAAUCGGUCUCAUGGCCGCUCAGGCACUUGCUGUGAAUGGCGCAAAGGUGUAUAUUACUGGCCGGACACAGGAAAAACUUGACAAGGUCGCCGAACUCUACAACCAAAAUAUACCUGGUCAAAUAAUUCCCAUCACCGCCGAUGUUACCGAUAAAGCAUCAAUUGACAAGCUUGUGAAGGAAAUCAACUCGCGCGAGCAAUUUCUCUCCAUUUUGAUCAAUAAUGCUGGGAUUUCCACAGGUGCACAAGAUACUGAGCCUGAGAGUGCUGAAGAGCUCCGCCAGAAUCUAUUUGAGCAUGAAUCAGGCGACCUCAAUGCAUGGGAUGACACUUUCCGCACAAACGUCUCUCAACUCUUCUUCAUGACAACCGCAUUUCUUCCGCUACUUGAGAAGGGUUCUCAGCAGGAGCAUGGAUGGUCCAGUACCGUGCUCAAUAUAACCUCCAUCUCGGGGAUUGUCAAGGUUUCCCAGCAUCACUUUGCAUACAAUGCCUCCAAGGCUGCUGCCAUUCAUUUGACCAAAAUGCUAGCCCAUGAGGUCAUGACCUCACGAUUGCCAAUUCGGGUCAACAAUAUUGCUCCUGGCGUUUUCCCGAGUGAGAUGACUACAGCUGCCAGCGAUGAGAAGCAAAAGAGCUUCAUUCCGAAGGAAAAAUAUGAGCAAAAGACUGCCGCAGCUCGACCGGGAAAGGAAGAAGAUAUGGCCAGUGCCAUCCUUUUUGCGACUACAAAUCAGUACCUGAGCGGACAAACCGUUGCCGUUGAUGGUGGUUAUGUUCUUGCGGCAGGAUCUCUCUAA
Molecule: messenger RNA, 891 nt
Organism: Penicillium waksmanii
Lineage: Eukaryota; Fungi; Ascomycota; Eurotiomycetes; Eurotiales; Aspergillaceae
Product: Short-chain dehydrogenase/reductase SDR
Exons: 2
Coding region: 1-891 (296 amino acids)
Molecular function (GO): oxidoreductase activity
Source: RefSeq, a predicted model, not a curated record